Onychostruthus taczanowskii (white-rumped snowfinch) is the source of this 1003-nucleotide messenger RNA. RefSeq names its product adenylate kinase 3 (gene AK3). Gene Ontology annotation, molecular function: ATP binding; AMP kinase activity. The record is from RefSeq and is a predicted model, not a curated record. Gene Ontology annotation, cellular component: mitochondrion; cytoplasm. The transcript is spliced from 5 exons. Lineage: Eukaryota; Metazoa; Chordata; Aves; Passeriformes; Passeridae. The coding region runs from base 90 to 773 and encodes 227 amino acids. Gene Ontology annotation, biological process: nucleobase-containing compound metabolic process.
CGGGCUCGCCGGCGGUGUGAGGCGGCGCUCCCGGGAAGGCGGGGCUCCUGCCGCGCCCUGCGCGCCCGCGGCAGGGGAGCGCGGGCAGCAUGGGGGUGGCGCCGCUGCUGCGCGCCGUCAUCAUGGGGCCGCCGGGCUCCGGGAAAGGCACCGUCUCCGCUCGGAUUAUCAAGCACUUCGGCGUGAAGCACCUCUCCAGCGGCGACCUGCUGAGGGACAACAUGCAGAGGAAGACAGAAGUGGGAAUCCUUGCCAAGUCCUACAUUGACCAAGGGCAGCUUAUUCCAGAUCACAUCAUGACACAACUAAUGCUGAAUGAGAUAAAAGGUCUAGACCAGUACAACUGGCUAUUGGAUGGUUUCCCCAGAACUGUUGCUCAGGCAGAAGCCCUCGAUAAAGAAUGUCACAUAGACACUGUGAUUGACCUAGACGUGCCAUUUGAGACCAUAAAGUGUCGGCUUACAGCACGCUGGAUCCACCCUGCCAGUGGCAGAGUCUACAAUCUUGAAUUCAGUCCUCCCAAAGUGCAGGGCAUUGACGACAUCACUGGAGAGCCGCUUGUUCAGCGUGAUGAUGACAAGCCAGAGACUGUCAGCAAGAGGCUUCAGGCUUACGAUGCACAAACAAAACCUGUUCUAGAAUAUUAUCGGAAAAAAGGGUUAUUGAAAUCCUUUUCUGGAACAGAAACUAAUAAGAUCUGGCCACAUAUCUAUGCUUUCCUUCAAAUGAAGUUGCCAGAUGUGAGCCAGAAAGAUGCUGCCAACCCCAGGUGAAAAUAGAUCAAACUUCUGCUCAUCUGUUACAGCUCACUCCUAAUUAUAUGAGAUUCUGCAAUCAAGGAUUUGUCCAAGUACUCUACCAGACUUAUCAAUAAAUUAAGUCUAAUGCUGUUCUUAACUUACACUAUGGUGAAAUUUUGUUGCCUGUGGUUGCCACUUCAAUGCUGUAUUUUUUAUAUUAAAUAUAUCUAAUUUUAAAAAUACAGUAACUGUCUUUAACAAAA